AUGUCGAGCCUCCCGCCACUGGCUCAGGCUUGUGGUCGUGGCGCGUGCCGGGACCAUACCACGCCACCCCUAACCCGCUGUGAUGACCUUGUGUGCAGGUGGCCACUGGCGAACAAUGCGUCACUGCCAGUUCUCUCUCCCGCGCCUUUCCGCGAAGUGAGCUCUUCCUCCGUACGCAGAGCGCUCUGGACAUGGGCUCGCGACGCCAAAAGACGGAGCAGACAGUUCGGGGGAUCUCGCUCGGGAAAGUGCGGUCCGCCCGCGAGGUCGCGACCGACGCAGAAGAGGGCAGCCCGGGAUCCCCAGAAGGUGGAGGAGCGGGAGGAGGACGAACACGGCCGGGAUCCUUGGAAGGAGAGGGCCGAGGACGGCCGGGAUUCCUGGAAGGAGGAGGAAGAAGAGGAGAAAGAGCAGGAAGAGGAGGCGGAGGAGAGGGACGAGGAGGAGGACGACGCCCGGCACCCCCGGGAGCAGCGCCGCGGCACGUUCCGCGGGGUGUCGCUACUGCGCGCCGGGAGCUACUACGAGCACGUCAAGAUUUCUGCGCCUAAUGAAUUUGAUGUCAUGUUUAAACUGAAAGUCCCCCGAAUUCAGCUAGAGGAAUAUUCUAACAGCGGUGCCUAUUACUUUGUGAAAUUCAAAAGAAAUCCCCAAGAAAAUCCUCUGAGUCAGUUUGUAGAAGGAGAAUUUUUAUCAGCUUCUAAGAUGCUGUCAGAGUUUAGAAAAAUCAUUAAGCAAGAAAUAAAAAACAUCAAAGAUGUCGCUAUGGAGAGGAAAAAACUCGGGAGCCCUGCUGUAACACUGCUCAUUGGAGAAUCUGAGGAGAUAUCUGUGGAUAUAAUCCUUGCUUUGGAACCGGAGGGUAGCUGGCCUGCGAGGACCAAGGAUGGCCUGCCCGUCAAAAAAUGGCUUGGAGGAAAAGUCAGGACUGAACUCAGACAACAGCCGUUUUAUCUUGUACCCAAGCAUGCAAAAGAAGGACAAAGUUUCCAAGAAGAGACAUGGCGGCUGUCUUUCUCUCACAUUGAAAAAUACAUUUUGAGCCAUCAUGGAGACUCUAAAAAAUGUUGUGAAGCUGACGGAGUAAAAUGUUGCAGGAAGGACUGUUUAAAAUUAAUGAAAUAUCUUUUGGAACAGCUGAAAAAGAAGUUUAAUAGACAAGAACUGUCUGAAUUUUGCUCUUAUCACAUGAAAACAGCAUUCUUUCAUUUAUGUUCCAAGUACCCACUGGACAGUGACUGGGAUCCCAAAGAUUUACGCCUCUGCUUUGAUAACUGUGUGGCAUUCUUUCUUGAGAGACUCAGGAAAGAAGAACUUGAGCAUUAUUUUAUUCCUGGAGUUAAUUUCUUCUCUCAAGAAUACAUUGACACAAAAUGUAAAGAGUUUUUGGCAGAGAAAAUUGAAUAUGAAAGAAACAAUGGAUUUCCAAUUUUUGGUGAAUUUUGAAAUUAUAUUCUAAAAAAGAACCAAGAAUUACAAUGACUAAUAAUUGAGAUUGUCACAGAAACUAUGGACUAAUUAACUAUUCCGUUCCCAAUUUGUCAUAACCAACCCUAAUGUAAGGAAUUUCCUGGACAAAAAGAUUAAUUAAGGAAUUAGAUAAAGCCUGUUUUUUGU
Molecule: messenger RNA, 1617 nt
Organism: Fukomys damarensis (Damara mole-rat)
Lineage: Eukaryota; Metazoa; Chordata; Mammalia; Rodentia; Bathyergidae
Gene: Cgas
Product: cyclic GMP-AMP synthase
Exons: 7
Coding region: 1-1446 (481 amino acids)
Biological process (GO): cellular response to exogenous dsRNA; positive regulation of defense response to virus by host; paracrine signaling
Cellular component (GO): cytosol; site of double-strand break; nucleus
Molecular function (GO): chromatin binding; 2',3'-cyclic GMP-AMP synthase activity; double-stranded DNA binding
Source: RefSeq, a predicted model, not a curated record